AUGGCUGCUUCAGUUUCAAGGCGUGUUGUGAAGAAGGUCCUCGCCGUCGAGACGGCCGAGGGCGAAGGUGCCCUCGUGCGCCGCUCUAUCGGGAGCAUGAAGCUACGAAACCUCACCCCGUUCCUCAUGCUAGACCACUUCCAUGUGUCCAAGGGGGCUGGCUUCCCGGAUCACCCUCACCGGGGUCAGGCAACUGUCACCUACAUGCUGGAGGGCUCGAGCCGGCACGAGGACUCUGCCGGUCACAAGGGCACGAUUGAGACAGGUGGUGUUCAGUGGAUGUGUGCGGGCCGCGGAAUCAUUCAUGCAGAGAUGCCCGUGCAGGGCCCGGACAUCCCUGAGCCUCGCGGUAUGCAGCUCUGGAUUGACUUGCCAAAGCAAUACAAGAUGGUCGAGCCUACAUACCAGGAGCUAGGACCCGAAGAGAUCCCCUCCGCGUUCCCGGAAGGUCCGGACGGCGGGGUGAAGAUCAAAGUCAUCAGCGGCAAGAGCCACGGCGUGGAGUCGCCUGUGCGCCCGCUCGGCGGCUGCUGGUACUUCCAUGUCAUCAUCGACAAGAAGGACAAGACCGUCUUCCAGGACAUCCCGGCGGGCUGGACGUCGUUCAUUUACAUUUUGAAGGGGUCGCUGAAGGUAGGCGAGGAGCCCAAUGCACAUGAAGCGUUCCACACGCUAGUGCUUUCUGGGGAUGCGAACGAGAACGGCGUGCAACUCACGUCUUUGGCGGACAACACCGAAGCAGUUGUAAUUGCCGGCGAGCCGCUCGAGCAGUCCGUCGUGCAGUACGGACCCUUCGUCAUGACAAGCCGGGAAGAGAUCCAGCAGACGCUCUUGGAUUACCAGUUCGGCAAGAACGGUUUCGAGAAGGCGCACACUUGGAAGAGCCUGAUCGGCGGCCGGUAG
Molecule: messenger RNA, 903 nt
Organism: Rhodofomes roseus
Lineage: Eukaryota; Fungi; Basidiomycota; Agaricomycetes; Polyporales; Fomitopsidaceae
Product: RmlC-like cupin domain-containing protein
Exons: 11
Coding region: 1-903 (300 amino acids)
Source: RefSeq, a predicted model, not a curated record